Molecule: messenger RNA, 1810 nt
Organism: Vidua macroura (Pin-tailed whydah)
Lineage: Eukaryota; Metazoa; Chordata; Aves; Passeriformes; Viduidae
Product: estradiol 17-beta-dehydrogenase 11-like
Cellular component (GO): lipid droplet
Molecular function (GO): oxidoreductase activity, acting on the CH-OH group of donors, NAD or NADP as acceptor
Source: RefSeq, a predicted model, not a curated record
AUGUCUCUCAGCAAUGAAAGUGGUAACCGGGUCCAGCACCAGUGGAGCACGUGCCGCAAUGCUGAAAGGAUCAGCCCCAGCCUGCCAAACACCAGCCCAGGCUGCAGGGAUGAGGCAGUCCCCAGGCACACGGGGAAGCCACAUGAGGAUCAGUUCUGGAUACUCCAUUACAUACAAGGCGAACAUGGUUCUGCGAGGGCAGGUUGGAGUGCAGACUGCAGCUCCCCUGCACCGCUCACCCACGCCACCACGGGGACACCGGGAGCUCAGGGUGGGACAAUUGGGCGGAGCAGCCGCCGGUGCGGGCGGUGCGGGGGUGGAUCCUGCGGGAGCGGACUGACGGCAGCGGGUAAAUCAACAACCCCAUUGCGGGUCCCCUCAAAAGAGAUUAAAGUUCAGUUCGGGCCUCAAAAGAGCUCCGGGAAAACAAUGAAUCUGUUUCUGGAACUUCUCCUGUUCCUGGUCACGCUGCUCUACUCCUACCUGGAGGCUUUUGUGAAGCUCUUCGUGCCUGUGAGGAAGAAGUCUCUCAGCGGGGAGCUGGUGCUCAUCACGGGCGCUGGCCAUGGCGUCGGGAGAGCGACCGCCUUGGAGUUCGCCAAGCGCCAGAGCAGACUGGUUCUGUGGGACAUCAAUAAGCACGGCAUUGAGGAGACGGCAGCAGAAUGCCAGAAGCUGGGAGCCACCGUUCAAACCUUCGUGGUGGACUGCAGCAAACGGGAGGAGAUCUACAGCGCUGCAGACAAGGUGAAGAAGGAUAUUGGGGAUGUGACUAUCCUGGUGAACAACGCUGGUGUGAUUACAGCUGCCGACUUUCUGUCGACUCAGGACCACCAAAUAGAAAGGAUGUUUGAAGUCAACAUUCUGGGUCACAUGUGGACCACGAGAGCUUUCCUGCCAGUCAUGAUGGACAACAACUAUGGGCACAUUGUCACGGUGGCUUCAGCAGCAGGUCAUUUUGUGAUUCCUUUCAUGGUGACAUAUUGCUCAAGCAAGUUUGCUGCAGUUGGAUUUCAUAAAGCUCUGACAGAGGAGCUGUCUGCCCUGGGAAAGGAUGGAAUAAAAACAACGUGCCUUUGUCCGGUUUUUAUAAACACUGGAUUUGUCAAAAACCCCCGUACAAGACUUGGAAAGAUUUUCGAGAUUGAAGAAGUCGUAGAGGCUUUGAUGGAAGGAAUAGUGACCAACCAGAAAAUGGUUUUCGUUCCAUCAAAUCAGAGCAUCGCUUUAUUGCUUGAAAGGGUGUUUCCAGAACGUGCCCUGAACCUUCUGAAGAAGAUGUCUGAGGUCAAGUUUGAUGCAGUCAUUGGGCAGAGAAGCCCCCAGUGAAAAGCAAGAAUUGAUUCUCGUUUCCCAGAGGCACCAGUGAAAAGAGAACAUGUGCUGAGCAUAUUUCAGCUGGCUUGAUUCAGAACAGAGCUCAGGGAGGUGCUUCCAGGCCACCAUUCCCAGGCACACCUAAGGGCUCAUCCCACACCUGCAGCUGGAACACACCUGCAUAACAGGGAGUGUUAGCAAAGCAGUGAUGCAGCUCCAGAAGGGCUGCUUUUAAUGUACAUCCCAUCACUUUUGUCUCAUUGUGCUGAGGCAGGCAGGAUGCCCGCAAAGGUGGGUAGCCUGUUUUCACCUCGAUUUAUAUUUUUGAAUUAUAAAACGCUCUAAUGAACACCUAAUUUCCCAUAUUUUUGGAGGAAAUACCUGAAAUAAUACAGGUGUAUAUGUAAUAUGCCUAAUUACAUCAGUUAUCAAUUAUGCAUUUGCAUCAUCAAUAUGCCUUUAUGUGAAUAAAUGCUGUUCUUUAAUGCAAGGA